AUGACGCGGUUCGCUGCGAUCGCUCUCACUUCCAUUGCCGCGUGUGCGCUGAAGACCGAGCCCGAGCAGCAGACGAGCCUAAUCCUCCCCGGUGACGACAACGUCAGGGCGCUGGGCCAGACGGGUAAGGCGAUGAGCGGCAGCGACGGCGUCUUCCAGUUCAGCGCGGAGGUCGCCGCGGCCGAGGCGGCGGCCCUGAAGGCGAGGGAGGAGGCGGCGGAGGCCAUCGCGGCGGAGGGCGCCAACGCCAGGGUCUCCCAGCGCCAGCUGGAGGCCGAGGACAGGCGCGCGGAGUCCCAGUUCAUGCGCGAGGUGAAAACGGAGUCGAUGAUCGAGAGGGUGGUCGACCAGACGGCCCACGAGGUCGACGCGGAGGACCAGGCCGUGGAGGACAUGGAGCGCAGGCUCAAGGUGAUGGAGGGCCAGGUGAGGCGCGACAGUGACGGCUGGCAGAAGUUCCAGGCCGACAACCCUCUGAACGACGGUCGCGGCGUGUGGGUCGACGACCGCAACAAUGAGCCCCUCAAGCGCGAGCAGAAGGCCGAGCGCCAGAUAGACCAGGAGCUCGCUAGGGAGGAGGGCAACGAGGCCAAGCUGAUGGUACACGCGCGCAAGCAGGUGGAGAGCGCCCUCUUCAAGGAGAGAGCGUACCUGCACAUGCGUCCCAAGAUGGAGCGCGAGACCCAGGGCAGGCUGGCACAGGAGGCGGAAAUCCUGCGCAAGACGGCGAUCGAGAACGGCACCAUCUCCGAGGACGAGACCGCGCAGCUGCUCGACAUGACCAAGCACGACCUGGACAACAUCACCAUCAAACUCGACGCCCUCGCGAAGAACAAGUCCAAGGAUAUGACCGCGGUUUGGAUCGAGGAAAAGCUAGAUGGCUCGCGUUCGAAGGUCUCUGCUGCCUCCGCCAAGAUGCUCGAGGCUAUCAAGCACAUGGUGAAAACCUUUAAAGACCGCCACACCGACUACGACGACCACCAGUUCCUGGGACUGCUCUCCCGCGUCCUCAACGAUACGAUGGCUGAGGUCAAGAUCUUCGAGAACACGAGGGAUUACCAGAUGACCCGUCUGGACAACUGGGACAAGUCCAACGGCGAGAAGCUAACCUCCUCGCUUGCCAACGCCAUCCAGGGAGUGACUGGCAGCCUGGAGUUCAGGAGCCGCCUCACCCAGAUCGAUCCGGCCCGCCUGGCCAGCAUGCAGACGAACGAGGCGUGCUUCUACCUCACCAACCUUGUCAACACCGCAAUGGCCCCGGCCUACCAGAGCCUCGCGCACCAGAAGGCGACUCUCGACGACAUGAGCAAGAUCGUGCCGAGCGUCACCAGCAAGUACCCCGCCUUUGUUCAGGAGAGCAUCGGGGCACGCGCUGCCGCUCUGCUCGACAUGGCCUACAUGGAGAAUCUGGCGCUCAAGGAGGUGGCCACGAACAUCGUGCAGGACUCUGAGGCCGCGCCCGUCGUCAUGAGCCGCCUCCGCUGCGCCAUGAGCGGCGCCGCGCGCUCGGGACUCGCCGCCGCCGCAUUCGUGGCCGCCGCGGCCUGGCUGGCGCAGUGA
Prorocentrum cordatum is the source of this 1560-nucleotide messenger RNA. The record is from the annotation of a GenBank genome assembly. Lineage: Eukaryota; Dinophyceae; Prorocentrales; Prorocentraceae.